Paramacrobiotus metropolitanus is the source of this 824-nucleotide messenger RNA. RefSeq lists its product as uncharacterized. Gene Ontology annotation, molecular function: zinc ion binding; DNA binding. The transcript has a single exon. The record is from RefSeq and is a predicted model, not a curated record. Bases 147 to 722 code for a protein of 191 amino acids. Lineage: Eukaryota; Metazoa; Tardigrada; Eutardigrada; Parachela; Macrobiotidae.
AUGCGAACAUUCGGUGCAACUAGGCAUACCCUACGAAGCUCAUAAGCACUGUUCCAGUACACAAAUCUGCAAAAUCUCCCAUAAAGUUCUAUAUAGCCCCCCAUUAUUGUAAUGUUCAACGAUCCCGUGUAGCAGCGUCUGCGCAGAUGGAGAACCAAGACCAGCAGCCAAACCUCUGUACUAAUGGCUGCGGCUUCUUCGGCUCUCCGUCCAACGGCGGAAUGUGCUCCAAAUGCUACAAACUCCACCACCCCCAACCGCCACCAGUCAACGCCUUCGUUCCCUUGGCGGCGCGGUCGUCGCGCAAUCGCCUGAAUAUCAACGCUACCACACACCCUCCGGUGGCACCUCCUGUUAUCGAUGUACCGCCGGAUAAAACCCCGGAAACCGUCCGACCACCUGAUCUCAUGCCGCUAGAAACCAACGGCGAAGAAAGUGAAAAUAUCAACCAAUCCAUAGACGCGCCCAAUAACAAAGAGGCCUCGUCGCGGUCAUCCAGUAACGAGUCUCGGACAGGACCAGGCCGAUCGAUCAAUCGGUGCAAAGAAUGCAAUAAGCGUGUGGGGUUGACUGGGGUAACAUGCCGAUGCGGCGGAUUAUUCUGUGCCAUACAUCGUUAUCAUGAUGCGCAUAAAUGCCCGUUUGAUUACCGUUCUUUGGGAACAGAAGAAAUUCGUAAGAAUAAUCCCGUCGUGAGAGGCGAUAAAAUAAAAAAAUUGUGAACUGUGAUUUUUUUGUCGGAUUAUCCACUACGUUUGUCAUUUUUAUUUGUUUAAUUCGUCGAAUAACCUAUGAGAAAAUGUGGUGCUUAAGAAUCGCGUUGG